AUGACAAUGUGCUCUUAUUUUUCUGAGAACCUCCAUAUUAGAUUCUUUUGCAGUGUCACUUCCACCCGCUUUCUUCACUUAUGCUAUUUUUCUAAUGUUUUCAUUGUUCUCCCCCCCCUUUGCUUCGGAAUCGCCGCGCUGGAUUUGUUCCAAUCCCAGCUGAUUUCCGCCAUGGACAAAGAAUGGCAUCCGGAUCACUUCACUUGUGCCAAUUGUGGAACCGGAUUAGUCCGGGUAGAUUUCUACGAGCGUGACAAUAAUCCGUACUGUUUGGAUUGUCACGCACGUCUAUUCUCCCCCAAAUGCGCCUAUUGUGGUGAAGCGAUCCUUGAGGUGAGCAUGCCAACUUGGCAUCCGGAACACUUUUUCUGUUACGGUUGUCAACGGGCAUUCAAUGACAGCGUCACCGUUCAUGAACACGAGGACAAAGUUUACUGCCCAACCUGCUAUUUGGAUCGAUUUGGAACCCGAUGUCAUGGUUGCAAUCAACCAAUCACGGACUCCUAUAUCACCGCGCUGAAUGCACCUUGGCAUCGGAGCUGUUUUGCAUGUCAAGUGAGUAUCGUCAUCGACGGUUCCAAUUUUCACGAAGUAGAUGGUUAUCCACUGUGUGAAUCCCAUUACUACACACGUCGUGGCCUGAUAUGCAGCACUUGUUCGAAACCGAUCACUGGCAGAUGUGUGAACGCGCUGGGAAAACGAUAUCACCCGCUCCAUUUCGUCUGUGCUUAUUGUCUUCAGCCUUUGCAAAGUGGCACAUUCAAGGAGCACACUAGCAAGCCCUACUGUCAUCAGUGUUUCGCGCAGCUUUUUGGUUGA
Molecule: messenger RNA, 819 nt
Organism: Echinostoma caproni
Lineage: Eukaryota; Metazoa; Platyhelminthes; Trematoda; Plagiorchiida; Echinostomatidae
Source: the annotation of a GenBank genome assembly